AUGGGUAAAAAAAUUAAAAAGGAAGUAGAGCCUUCUCCGAAGGAUGUGUUUGAUCCAUUGAUGAUUGAGAGCAAAAAUGCAGCAACUGUGGUGCUGAUGCUCAAUUCUCCCGAAGAGGAAAUUUUGGCAAAAGCAUGUGAAGCUAUUUACAAAUUUGCUUUAAAAGGUGAAGAAAAUAAAGCAACUCUCCUUGAACUUGGAGCUGUGGAGCCUUUAACUAAACUGCUGAUCCACGAGGACAAAAUCGUAAAACGGAAUGCUACUAUGAUAUUUGGCAUCUUGACUUCUAACAAUGAUGUUAAGAAAUUGUUAAGGGAGUUAGAUGUCAUGGAUUCUGUUAUUUCCCAGCUCGCUCCAGAAGAAGACGUGGUUAACCAUGAAUUUGCCAGUCUUUGUCUGGCAAACAUGUCAGUGGAGUACACAGGGAAAGUGCAAAUUUGUGAGCAUGGUGGGUUAGAGCCGCUCAUCAGACUGCUGAACAGCCCGGACCCCGACGUUCAGAAGAACUCCAUCGAGAGCCUUUACAACUUGGUGCAGGAUUUUCAAUGUCGGAUUACACUUCAAGACCUGAAUGCCAUCCCUCCAAUGUUAGCUCUCUUGAAGUCCGACUACCCGGUGAUUCAGCUGUUGGCUCUGAAGACCUUGGGUGUCAUCACAAAUGACAAAGAGUCCCGAGUAAUGCUGAGAGACAAUCAAGGACUGGAGCAACUGAUUAAGAUCCUAGAAAGUAAGGACUUGAACGACCUUCACACAGAAGCACUCUCGGUGAUGGCCAACUGCCUGGAAGACGUGGACACCAGGGUGCUGAUUCAGCAGACGGGCGGUCUGCAAAAGUUCCUCUCGUUUGCAGAAAGUUCGACGGUUCCUGAUAUUCAGAAGAACGCAGCAAAAGCCAUCGCUAAAGCCGCUUACGACUCUGAAAAUAGGAAAUUUUUCCAAGAGCAAGAGGUUGAGAAGUGUCUUGUAACCCUUUUGAGUUCUGAAAGUGAUGGAACUAAAAUCGCUGCUUCCCAAGCGAUUUCGGCGAUGUGUGAGAGUGCGGGCAGCAAGCGUCUUUUCAAUAAUCAGGGGAUUCCCCAGCUGCUGCAGCUGCUCAAGAGUGACAACGAAGAGGUGCGGGAAGCUGCGGCUCUCGCCCUGGCGAACCUGACCACUGGCAACCCCGCCAGUGCCAGCGCUGCUGCUGAAGCUGACGGCAUUGAUUCGCUAAUAAACAUCUUGUCCAGUAAACGAGACGGAGCCAUCGCCAACGCCGCCACAGUGUUAACCAACAUGGCUAUGCAGGAGCCCCUGCGUGGGACGGUUCAGAGCCACGGCCUCAUGCAGGCCAUCAUCAGCCCGCUGCGCUCCAGCAACACGGUGGUGCAGAGCAGAGCUGCUCUCGCUGUAGCUGCCACGGCCUGCGAUGUGGAGGCCCGCGCAGAGUUAAGAAAUGCUGGUGGUUUGGAACCCCUGGUGGAGCUCUUGCGUUCGGACAACGUGGAAGUCAGAAGGCAUGCCAGCUGGGCUGUGGCGGCCUGUGCCAACGAUGAACUGACAGCUACGGAGUUAUGCAGGCUUGGAGCUUUGGAGAUUCUUGAAGAAAUUAAUCUAUCAAUAAGUCGAAAAAAUAAAUUCAGUGAGGUAGCUUAUAACAAGCUGCUCAGCAAUAACCUGUCCCUGAAAUACAGCCAGACCGGCUAUUUGUCAUCAAGUGACAUAAUUUGUGAUGGAUUCUACGACUACGGCAGGAUCAAUUCUGGCACAAGACUUUCACCUCUGAAGGAGCUCUGCCUGCAAGAACUAAACCAUCGACGUGCUGUUCUCUUAAUUAACAGUAAAUCUUCCGACGUUUCUCCACCUCCAUCUAUGGAAGAUAAAUCAGACAUCGCAUAUGGCCGGAGUAUUUCUUCUUCGUCUUCCUUAAGAAGGGCAAGCAGAGAAAAGACAAAAAAAAUCAGUUCUCGUUUUAGUACUGGAUUUGGAUCUCCCGUGGAAGAAAAAUCAGAGCCUACUUCCGGACGCAAUACUGUUCUUAGCAAAAGCGCCACGAAAGAAAAAGGAACACGGAAAGGCAGAGGAAGGAAGGAAGAGGAAAAAGCCAAGGAAGAAGAGGAGGUUCUUGCAGCCCCGAAACUGACCGGGGAAGGAAACCUCGAUAAGGAAUGGUGCCCUCCCUCGGACCCCGACUUCUGUGUCUACGUCUAUGAGGUUACCAAGUCAAUACUGCCCAUCACCAGUAUCAAGGAGCAGAUUGAGAGUCUUGCCAAGUAUGUAGCAGAAAAAAUGGGUGGUAAGAUUGCAAAAGAGAAAAUAAUUUCUUUUGGCUGGGAACUCCACAUCAGUGAGCUAAAAUUCCAACUUAAAUCCAAUGUUGUUCCAAUUGGACUGAUCAAAAAAGGAAUCUUCUACCACCGGGCUUUGCUUUUCAAGGCUCUCGCGGACCGAAUCGGCGUUGGCUGUACUCUGGUCCGAGGAGAUUACGGCCGGGCUUGGAAUGAGGUGAAGCUCCUGACUGCGUCUCCUAAAGCAGCCAUUGGGGGCUUCUCUCCGCCGGAAGUGUACAUCGUCGACCUCAUGUUCCAUCCGGGCGGACUGAUGAAGCUGGGAACCAAAGAGGCCGACCUCUACAGGUUUCUUUGAAGUAUUAAUGGGACACGAGAAAGGCUGAAACAGGAAACGGACGACUUCCUGAGAAGCCCACCAACUGGCUUAACUUGCUGCAGAGCUGUGCCGUGCUUCUGAGUUCUGGCUUCUCAGCAAGAUGUCGGCCAUAUUGGGUCGUCUGACUCGCAUGGUUGUUCACAUAAAACUUAUUGUCAA
Messenger RNA from Ochotona curzoniae (black-lipped pika), 2802 nucleotides. It is a transcript of the gene ARMC3, whose product is annotated as armadillo repeat containing 3. Gene Ontology annotation, molecular function: protein binding. The transcript is spliced from 18 exons. Lineage: Eukaryota; Metazoa; Chordata; Mammalia; Lagomorpha; Ochotonidae. The record is from RefSeq and is a predicted model, not a curated record. Bases 1 to 2622 code for a protein of 873 amino acids.